CCCGAGCCUGCGAGCGGGAGGGGGCCCCAGAGGGGCUCCGGCGAGCUCAGCGGCGAACCCAGCCCGCGGUCGCUGGGAUCCUGCUGCGGGGCCGGCCAGGGGCUCGGCAGGAGUUUGGCCGCCGCGCAGCCACCCCCGGCCGGGGGCUUUAUUUGGGGAGGGGGUGGGGGCCGCGCGUCGCGUAGCGAUGUCAGACCCGGCGGUGAACGCGCACUUGGAGGGCAUCAUCUCCGACUUCGAAGCUCUGAAGCGAUCUUUCGAGGUCGAGGAGGUAGACCAGUCUCCAAACUCCUCCACGCCGCAAAGACGGACCCCGAACCCUCUCCUCAGGUCCACCGUAUCCAGCUCCACACAGAAAUUCCAGGAUCUCGGUGCCAGGAAUUCGGAGACACCUGCCAGACAUGCAGACUCUCCAGGCCAAAGGUCGCCUAAGUCGGCUCUGAGGAGAGUGGAGCUCUCCGGACCCAAACUCCCUGAGCCUGUGUCACGAAGAACAGAAAUCUCCAUUGAUAUCUCAUCCAAGCAAGUGGAAAACUCCACUCCAGGGUUAUCAAGGUUUGGCCUCAAGAGAGCAGAGGGGCUGGGGCACAAACCCCCUGAGCCCACCCCAAGAAGGACUGAGAUCACUAUAGGCAAGCCUCAGGAGCCCGCUAUCCGGAGGAUGGAAGCCCCCACCUCAAAGAUCCCGGAGCUGCCCCAGCGGAAAGCUGAGACAGCCAGUGCCCCUGUGCCAGACGUUGCCACCAAACGGGUAGAAAUCCAGGUGGCAAAGUCUCCAGAGGUCCCAGUCCCACCUGUCAGGCAAGUGGAGAAUUUGGAGCCUUCCUUGGCCAGUCAACAUCUCCAACCAGAAUCAAAGCCGCAACCAGUAAUGGUUGAAAUCCCUCCAAAGAGUCCAGAGGGUCCAGAGGCAGUUCCCAGUUACACGCCCAGCAUGACGGACACCGCCAGAGACACCGGCCUCAAGCAGGCGGCACCACCGCGGCCCGAAAAGCCGGCGCCCGACUUCAGCUACGUCGGGAUCGACGCCAUCCUCGAGCAGAUGAGAAGGAAAGCCAUGAAGCAGGGAUUUGAGUUCAACAUCAUGGUAGUUGGUCAGAGUGGCUUGGGGAAGUCCACGUUAAUCAACACUCUCUUCAAAUCCAAAGUCAGCCGGAAAUCCGUUCAGCCAGCUUCUGAAGAGCGGAUCCCCAAAACCAUCGAAAUAAAGUCGAUCACUCAUGAUAUUGAGGAGAAGGGCGUCCGUAUGAAGCUGACUGUCAUCGACACCCCAGGGUUUGGAGACCACAUCAACAAUGAGAACUGCUGGCAGCCCAUCAUGAAGUUCAUCAAUGACCAGUACGAGAAGUACUUGCAGGAGGAGCUCAAUGUUAACCGGAAGAGGCGGAUCCCAGACACCAGGGUGCACUGCUGUAUAUACUUCAUCCCAGCCACCGGCCAUGCCCUCCGACCGCUAGACAUCGAAUUCAUGAGACGCCUGAGCAAAGUGGUGAACAUCGUGCCAGUCAUCGCCAAAGCCGACACGUUAACGCUGGAGGAGAGAGACUACUUCAAAAAACGGAUCACGGCCGACCUGCUCUCCAAUGACAUUGACGUGUAUCCCCAGAAGGAAUUUGAUGAAGACUCUGAGGACCGGCUUGUGAAUGAGAAAUUCAGAGAAAUGAUUCCAUUUGCAGUGGUGGGCAGUGACCAGGAAUACCAGGUUAACGGGAGAAGAAUUCUUGGAAGGAAAACAAAGUGGGGCACCAUUGAAGUUGAGAACACGACACACUGUGAGUUUGCUUACCUGCGGGAUCUCCUGAUCAGGACACACAUGCAGAACAUCAAGGACAUUACCAGCAGCUUCCACUUCGAAGCCUACCGAGUGAAGCGGCUGAACGAGGGCCGGAGUGCGCUCUCCAACGGCGUGGCUGACCAGGAGGCCAACGAAAUGUAACAGUCUCGCUCCGACGCCAGGACCCAAUGCGCUCGCGCUCUCGUUUCUUUCCCUCCCCCCUUUAUUUUUAUAUAAUUCUUCUGCCACCGCCACCGUCCCCCUCCCCCGCGCUGCCGAUGUUAACUGACCAAAUAACCUGAUGCCGUAUCUAUCGUGAAGAGCGUGGUGACUGCCAGGCCCCUGGCGCUGCCCGUCUCGUGGCGCAGGGGUUCCGUUCUCAGCUCCCGUUGGGCGUAGCAAGGGGAAGCUGGGUGCUUGGACAGGAUGGCAGGGGAGGGAGUAAGGGGAGGGGAGGAGAUGACUGUCCCAAAUCAGAAGUCAGUCUCUAUUUAUUCUCUAACACUAGCCCAAAGUGUAACCCCAGGGUAUGUGGAAGAGCCCUCUCCUCACGAA
Mauremys reevesii (Reeves's turtle) is the source of this 2329-nucleotide messenger RNA. RefSeq names its product septin 9 (gene SEPTIN9). The coding region runs from base 188 to 1936 and encodes 582 amino acids. Gene Ontology annotation, molecular function: molecular adaptor activity; GTP binding; GTPase activity. Lineage: Eukaryota; Metazoa; Chordata; Testudines; Geoemydidae. Gene Ontology annotation, biological process: cytoskeleton-dependent cytokinesis. The transcript has 11 exons. Gene Ontology annotation, cellular component: septin ring; cell division site; septin complex. The record is from RefSeq and is a predicted model, not a curated record.